Molecule: messenger RNA, 408 nt
Organism: Rubroshorea leprosula
Lineage: Eukaryota; Viridiplantae; Streptophyta; Magnoliopsida; Malvales; Dipterocarpaceae
Source: the annotation of a GenBank genome assembly
AAUCCAAUAACUUAAAUAAGAUAUUUCAAAAUAAUUCUAUGUCCAACACUUAAUGUCACGUCCCAGAACCCAAAUCCGAGGUGUAACAAACGCCGUGCACUCGUGAGAGGGUCCCACAAAUGCACAAGACUCGAAACUUAUCCAAUUCACAUCUGACAAUCCAAUAACUUAAAUCAGAUAUUUCAAUAAUUCUAUGUCCAACAUGACUUAAACUUAAAAUCUCAAGGUAAAAUCUAUCUUACAAAAAAAUCAUGAUUUAUUUCUAAAAUCUAUAUCAAUCUCGAAAUGGCUAGCCUUUUAACUCGUCACUUCUCGUGGUUUCCGUGUCUCGGGUCAUACUACCUGAAAUGGUGGACAAGGAAAAACUAUGAGAUAAAAUAUCUCAAUAAGUAAAUGUAUGGAUAACCC